Molecule: messenger RNA, 7434 nt
Organism: Branchiostoma belcheri (Belcher's lancelet)
Lineage: Eukaryota; Metazoa; Chordata; Leptocardii; Amphioxiformes; Branchiostomatidae
Product: myotubularin-related protein 13-like
Biological process (GO): proteolysis
Molecular function (GO): metallodipeptidase activity
Source: RefSeq, a predicted model, not a curated record
AUUGUGCAAACGUUAGUAGUCUCAUCAGGCCAAGAUGGCGGCAGUACGGGGCUGGGAUGAAGUGGAGGAAGAUUGGGAGUGAUUGCGGGGCUGUUUUGGCGGACUAUGGCCCGACUGGCCGACUAUUUCAUCGUCGUGGGAUUCGAUCACAAUAAAGAGCGAGGUAUUGGCACAGGACGUGGAAAAAUCCUACAACGUUUCCCAACAACAGACUGGGAGGAUGUGACGUUCCAUCAGGGCAUAGAACUGUUUUGCCAGCCAGGAGGAUGGAACCUGUCCAUGCAGCGGCGCCCGCCGGCGUUCUUUGUGGCAACGCUGACGGACAUGGACGCAGAGAGGCACUACUGCGCCUGCCUCAGCUUCAUGGAGCCGGUCGAGGUCCAGCCAAACCAGCCUGAUGACCAGGAGAGUGAGGAAGAGGAGGAGGAGGGAGUGGAGAAUGGGGAGAGGCCCAAACAGACGCUCAUGUUCGCCCCCAAGUCACUGGUGCUCGUGUCCAGACUACAGCAUUUUGAAACUUUUAGGCAUUGUUUAGGUAUCCUGUACACAGUGUACAUAGAGAACCAGUCUGUGCAGAUAGAGACUCUGGUGGGGAACAUACUGGGUAGUGUGCAUGUACCGCCACCCGGAGGACCACAGGUGAGAUUUUCCAUAGGAGCAGGAGACAGACAGGCCCUGCAGCCCCCACUGUCAGACAGCCUGCCUGUUACAGGGACAACCGUGGCCAUGCUCUUCAGACAACUGGGCAUCUACAACGUGAUCUGCCUGUUCUGUGCGGCCCUGACGGACCACAAGAUCCUGUUCCACUCUACAUCCUACUCACGCAUGUCUGAUGCCUGCCAGGCUCUCUGUGCUCUCAUGUUCCCCAUUAAGUACAGCUACGUGUACAUUCCCGUACUCCCAGCCUUCCUGAAGGAGGUUCUCUCCACUCCAACUCCCUUCAUCAUCGGUGUGCACGCCUCUCUCAAGAACGAGAUGGCAGAUCUGUUGGAUGUGAUAAUAGCAGACCUGGAUGGGGGCUGUCUGACUGUACCAGACUGUAUCAGUCUGUCCCUGCUACCAGAGCCACUUCUGUCCAGAACAAAGCUAGCGCUGUCUAUGGUGCUUCAUCCUGACCUGCAUGUGUCUGACCACGCAUUCCCUCCUGAGUCCACAGCACCCUCACCCCUACCCAUGCUGGAUAAAGAGAUCCGAGCCAUUUUCCUGCGACUGAUAGCAGAGCUGUUUUUUGGGUAUCGAGGCUGCCUGACCCUCAUCAGGAUCCACCCUGAACCAGUCAUCACAUUCCAUAAGGCCACUUUCCUGUCUCAGCGAGGGCUGAUUGACGAUGAUUUCCUCACCAAGGUGCUGGAUGGGAUGUCGUUCCGACCGUUUGUACACGAGAGAGGGCCGCCCUACAGACCAUGUGACAUCUUUGAUGAGCUUGUCUCCGGGAUUACGACUGUAGUGAGAGAUGAGGGGGCAGACAACAAGAGAGUGAUGAAGAAUGUCCAUGAGCUGGCCAGGCAGCUGUACCUCAAUGAGAACCCGAGCCCCCAGCCAUACGUUGAGAAGAUCCCCAAAGCGUCAGAGGCGGCCCAUUCACGGCUGCCCCAGCCUCAGUUCCCGGUCCUGAGCGAGUUUCUGGUGCAGCAGGUCAUUGAGGACGCUCAGGCCAAGAGAGCUCUCACAGCGCCCAAGAUGACAUCACUUAGAGUACAGCAGCCAAGGAUUGUGCCAUGUGGAGAGAACAGGAGGGACAAGUACGCCGGCCUGAACAGCAGUGCACGGAGGUUAGAGGUCAUGAGGAACUGCAUCAACUACAUCUUUGACAACAAGAUACAAGAAGCAAAGAAGUCGUUCCCUGCAGUUUUACGAGGCCUGAAGAGUAAGGUAACCCGGCUGGCCCUGUGUGACGAACUGAGCCUGCACAUGCAGCAGAACAGGGUGGUGUUAGAGAACCAACAGUUUGACAUGGUGGUGAGGCUCAUCAACUGCGCCCUGCAGGACUGCUCCAGUAUGGAUGAACACGGUGUGGCUGCAGGGCUGCUGCCGCUCGUCUGCGCAUUCUGCAGGAAACUUGCCCCAGGAGUGAUGCAGUUUGCGUACACACUGGUCCAGGACCACCCUGUGUGGACUAACCUGCAGUUCUGGGAGGCUUCCUUCUACACAGACGUACAGAAACACAUCAAGGAACUCUACUACCAGCCGGACAGGAACGGAAGUGCCAAGGAUCCCCAUGAACUAGAGGUGCCAUCUAGCCCGGGAAUGAGGAGGAGGUCAGAGGUCAAUAGGUCAUUGGAAAAGUCUGCUCUUGACAUUGCAGCAGAACAGUUGAGAUUAUGGCCCCAUCGGUCAAAAGAAGACCAGCAGGAGUUGGUGAAUAAUGAGGAGAGUACAGUGUACAGCCAGGCGAUCCACUAUGCCAACAGGAUGGUGUUCAUGCUAGUUCCGCUGGACACCAGUAAGGGCAUACGGGUCAACAUGGGCAACGAACCGGAGAGUGGCAGCAAUAGCAACGUGACAAGCAGUAUUGGAGGCAGUGACAGUUUUGAUGCGGAGAGUGCGCAGUAUGGCGAGGAGGAUUCUGACAUGACAGGAAGCGUGUGUCGCUUCAUCACCAGGUUUGUGGACAAGGUUUGCACGGAGAGCGGGGUCACUCCAGAUCACAUCAAGGCUCUACACGCAAUGGUACCAGGUGUUACAGCAAUGCAUGUAGACUCCAUGGAACAGGUCUGUAGAGAGAGCAAGAGGCUUCCACCUAUACAGAAGCCGAAGAUCCUGAGACCAGAGCUGCUGCCAGGAGAGGACAUUGUGAUGGAAGGUUUGCGGUCGUACCUGAUCCCUGACGGUCGAGAGGAGGGCACGGGAGGCUCCAUGGGGGGUCCUGCCCUGCUCCCCGCCGAGGGGGCCGUGUUCCUCACCACAUACAGGACCAUCUUCAAGGGGAUUCCCUGUGAUCCUCUGGCGUCAGAGCAGAUCGUAGUGAGGUCCUUCCCCGUGGCAUCCCUGACAAGAGAGAAGAAGAUAAACGUGCAAUACCUGUCACACAUCAACGAGUGGCUGUCCGAGGGUCUGCAGCUGAGAGCCUGUACAUUCCAGUUGGUGAAGUUGGCGUUUGACGAGGAGGUAACAUCAGAAGACAUCGAGACGUUCCGUAAGCUGAUUAACCGUCUGCGGUACCCGGUCGGGGUGCAGGAGAUGUUCGCUCUGUCCAGACAUCACGUCGGGCCGCGCACCAUGAUACAGAAACACAAGGAGAAGAACGCUACACUCAAACAUAUAGAUGCGAUACCUGGCCGGAGGUCCAUGUAUGGCACUAAAGAUUGGAGGAUUGGGCAACACAGCAGAGCCCUGAGCAAGACCCUCGGGAAGGGAGCGAAGAAAGCGGGGAAGCAGAUUGCGAAGAGGACGAAGUACAUGCUGCCUACAGACAGCAUAUUCAUGGCGAAGGUGGACGGAGACGUCAGGAAAGCUGCAUCACUGGAUGAGCUAGCUUCAGAUGAUGCUGAGAGCCGACCAUCUGAAAAGUUGAGUCUGGAGAGACUGAAGGAGCAGGCUGCGUACAGGGACUACGUCAGCUGGGUCUGGGCUCGCUCAACGGGAGCCAGGCACGGCAGAAAACUGAACCAUUCAGAAUAUCACAAGCAAACGUCAAGUACCCCCAGUUACCCCGCGCUGAUUGUGGUUCCCCAGUCAGUGUCGGAUGAAAGCGUGAGGAAGGUCGCUCGCUGCUACAGACAGAGCCGGUUGCCCGUGGUUACGUGGAGACACCCCCGCACACGAGCAGUCCUGAUGAGAUCGGGAGGGUUCCACGGGAAGGGUGUGAUGGGGGUUCUGAAGUCAGCACAGAAGUCAGCGCAGCUGGUACAGGCUCCACAGUCAGGUGGUUCGUCCGACACCUCCAGUAGUGUGGAACAGGAGCAGUACUUCUCAGCUCUGGUGUCCGCCACCCCCGCAAGUCGCUCUGGUACGCUCCGACAACUCGACCUUUCACCUUCCGAGUCGCUCACGUCGCUCUUCACCGUCAGGACCAGCGACCAAUCGGAUCCCUCGACGCCGGACAGCCAGAGGAAGGAGGCAGCCAAUAGGAAGCUUGCGCCAGUGCGCCAAGGUUCGGGCAAGUCAUCCAAUAGCAGCAUUAGCAGCAUUAGAUCAGGGUUCAAGCACUGGAACAGCCUUCGCUCCAGCGGGAGGGCGAGUUCGGGAAGCCAGAUCGACACCGGGCUGAGACUAGCGUUUGAGAACGGUGCGCUGUCCAAGGAUUCUGGAAUCAGCAACGGAAGCAUCCAGAACAUGCACGGCUCCGUGCUGUACGCGUUUGGGGAGAAGUCACAGAUGAAGGGAGUAAAGGCAGACCAGUUUCCGAAGUGUGACUUCAUCCCUGUGGAUUUUGUGGAGGUUCGUCACAUGAAGGCCAGCUUCAAGAAGCUGAUGCGUGCGUGCGUCCCCAGCGCUCCGUUCACAGACCCCAACAUGGGCUUUCUCAAGGCUGUGGAGGAGUCAGAGUGGCUACAACAGAUCUCCCACCUGCUGCAGUUGUCAGGUGCAGCGGUAGACCUGUUGGACAUGCAGGGAGCCUCUGUACUGAUCAGUCUGGAGGACGGCUGGGAUGUCACGACUCAGGUGGUCUCUCUGGCACAGGUGCUGCUGGACCCGUACUACAGGACUGUGGACGGAUUCAGGGUUCUGGUAGAGAAAGAGUGGCUGGCAUUCGGCCACAGGUUCUCCCAUCGCUGUAACCACACCCAGGCCUCUCAGGGCAGCGGCUUCGCACCCGUCUUUCUGCAGUUUCUGGAUGCUGUACACCAGGUGUUGCACCAGUUCCCGUUGUCCUUUGAGUUCAACAGUUACUACCUGAAGCUGCUGGCCUUCCACUCCGUGUCCGGCCGCUUCAAGUCCCUGCUGAUGGACUCAGAGUACGAGAGACUAGAAGCCGGGCUGCUGACGGACAAGGACAAGCACAAGGGCGUACAUGGAGACGACCCCACAGGGUCGCUCAAGGGCGCGGCGAAGGAUUCUGGGAAGCACGCGCAGAGCCGUACGAUCUGGGACUACAUCAGCCAGCUGCACACGUCCUCGCCGCUGCUCUACAACGUCAACUACCAGCCACAGCAGGAGUCUCCGGUGCUAAGGCCGUACUCCUGUAUCUCCAGUCUUCGAAUCUGGGACUACUUUCUGGAAGAGGACCUGUCAUCUGGCCAAUCAUACGACAGAGAACUGAUGGCUCUGGCCGUACAGCAGCAUGCAGAGGAGGUGCCGGAGGAACAGCUGUCGCCUGUCAGCAACCGCAUCAUCGUCAGCGCCUGCUACGACAACAUCAACCAGCACCAGCCAAACAUCCUGGAGUGGCUGCUCAAGGAGAGCCGAGACCUGGAGCAGGAGCUGGGCCACCUGCCGCUGAAGUGGCGUUUCCUGUGGGACAAGCUGGAGGACAACUCCUGCACGCCUCGUCCCAGGAAGCCCUCCGUCAGCACACAGCUGGUGCGCGCACACGGGAUAUCUACUCACAAGAGGGCAACCAUCGAGGUGCUGAUUAAGGGCAAGUUGUCGACAGGAGCAGAGAAGGCCUUCACGCACCCGCACAGGUUUGAGAUGGCGUCCUUCCCCACCCCGACGUACUGUGACUUCUGCAGCCAGAUGCUCUGGGGCAUUGCCAAGCAAGGCCUGAGAUGUGCAGACUGUGGGUACUCCUGCCACGAGAGGUGCAGGGAGAUGGUACCGAAGCACUGCCGGCGUGUCCGUGCCCUCGCGGACGGAGGCGUGGGAGGAAGCAUGGUGCGACUGGACUCGGAGUCGGACAUCAGCAAAGCUUCGUCCACCUCCAUGGUGAUCCAGGGUCCGUCGGACGGGACACUGUACGACCAGUUCUCCUCAGCAAGCGAGGAACACAGUAUCCACGAGGGUUACCUGUACAAGAGAGGAGCCCUGCUGAAGGGAUGGAAACAGAGAUGGUUCGUUCUGGACUCCAACAAACACCAGUUGCGGUACUAUGAUGCAAUCCAUGACCAGCACUGUAAAGGGUUCAUUGACCUGUCAGAGGUCGUGUCAGUGACCCUGAGUACCCCCCUGCCUGGGGCGCCCAAGAAGACAGAAGACAGGACCUUCUUCGAUAUGGCCGACCAAAUUCAAAUGCAAACUUCUCCAGGUACCUCCUCAGCGAGUCGCCAAGAUUCCCCGGCCGCCUCCUUGAGCAAGACCCGCGUCUUGCUGGCGGUGUUUGCCGUGCUUGCGUUAGCGGGGCUCGCGGCGGCGAUAGCGGUUCCGCUGGCGAACAAGGCCCGAGAGAGACGAGACGAAACCCCGGAGGUACAGGCCAGGAGGAUUCUACGGGAAGUUCCCAUGGUGGACGGCCACAACAACCUACCUUCGCGCCUGCGCAUGGACGCGCAGCAGCUGCUGGAGACGGUUGACCUCACGCAGGACCUGAGGGUCAUCUAUGACGUCACCGAGAACGACAUCCCGCGCCUGCGCCAAGGGCUGUCCGCAGCACACAUGUGGGCCGCCAAGAUGACGUGUGACGCGCAGUACCGUGAUGCAGUGCGGCGGGGGUUCACACAGGUGGAUCUGAUAAAGCGCAUGGUGCGCAUGUACCCGGGAGACUUCAUGUUAGUCACGGAGGCGGACGGUAUCAUGGAGUCGUUUGAGCAGAACAAGAUCGGCAGCAUCAUCACGCUUGAGUCAGGGCACGCCAUCGACAGCAGUCUGGCGCUACUGCGCAUGUUCUAUGACCUCGGCGUGCGCGGCAUGACCUUGACCUGGCAGUGUUCGACUCCGUGGGCGGAUUAUGACGGAGAGACGCGCAACCCGAACCCUCCCCAUAACGGGUUAACAGACUUCGGCAAGCUGGUUGUCAGGGAGAUGAACCGACUGGGGAUGAUCGUUGACCUUUCACACGUGUCCGACAAGGUCAUGCACGACACGCUGGAUAUUAGCGAGGCGCCGCUCCACUUCAGCCACUCCGGUGCGUACGCCAUCUGUAACACAACCCGGAACGUCAAGGACGACGUGCUGCUCAGGAUGAAAGAGAAGGACGGAAUCCUGAUGAUUCCUUUUAUAGACGACUUCAUCGGCUGCAGAUCCAACACAGACACGGACAAGGUGCAGCUGAGCGAGGUGGCAGAUCACUUUGACUACGUCAGGAACCUGAUUGGUGCAGACUACCUGGGUAUCGGCUCGGGGUUCGACUGCUGCACGAGAGACCUGUUUGCGGAGGGUCUAGAGGACGCGUCCACCUACCCGAACCUGUUCGCUGAGCUGCUCCGGCGCGGCUGGACCGAGGAAGAGCUGAAGAAAAUCGCCGGACUGAACCUCAUUCGCGUCUGGAAACAGGUGGAAGUGGUGCGAGACCGUUUGGCGGCCGCGGGGAUGGCGCCGAUAGAAACGCUGAUCCCGGCAGCGGACACGGCGGGCGAGAUCUGCCGAACAUGGGUCGACUAGCGCCGAGAAGUGCCA